This is a messenger RNA of Camelus dromedarius (Arabian camel), 4674 nucleotides long. RefSeq names its product RAS guanyl releasing protein 3 (gene RASGRP3). The record is from RefSeq and is a predicted model, not a curated record. Gene Ontology annotation, molecular function: calcium ion binding; guanyl-nucleotide exchange factor activity. Gene Ontology annotation, cellular component: plasma membrane. Gene Ontology annotation, biological process: positive regulation of GTPase activity; Ras protein signal transduction. Lineage: Eukaryota; Metazoa; Chordata; Mammalia; Artiodactyla; Camelidae. Bases 787 to 2871 code for a protein of 694 amino acids. The transcript is spliced from 21 exons.
CCUCUAAUUCAUUGAGCUCAAAGCUUAGCAGCUUCACUGUUGUCGUGAGGCGUAAACAGCUUGCAAAUUCAAUUUUUUUCCCUCUCCCCACUUCUGAACUGGAUUUGGGCAAUGGAGGUGAAUGCAGCAGGUUGGAAGAGAAAACAGGAAUCUCUGGGUGUUUAGACACGUGGAAGAGAAGCUGGGCAGGAGUCAGUGAAGCGGAACGAGAGAGUCUUCCACAGAAGGAUGAGCUUAAAAUGAUCCCAUGUCUGUGAGUUAAGCGGUAUUUAUCAGGAGGUGCAUGUGACUGGCUAAGACACAGAGCCCCGGCUUGAAGGAAACAGCUGCUCGCAGAGUGCUCUGCACUUGGCAGCUGAACAGGCAGGGUGCUGAUGUGAGGAAUACUGCAAUCAAGUGCCCCAAAGAAUGAAUGCAGUGUCAAGACUUGGAUCCCCUCCAUGACUCAUUGGUACACACAAGAUACUGCUGACAUUUCUGUGUGGAUCUACUGAAAUCUCCUGGUCUCUAACCUCUCUAGGGGCAUGUUCUCCAAAGGACUUAUUUGAGUUGGGUAAGCCAGUUCAGCAGACUGCAUCUCCAAUGCUUUUUCCAAUGAUGAUAACUGCCCUUAAAAUCCUUUCAGACCUGGAUAUCUAUCUAUGUGAGACCAAUAAGUAUUUUGAGUCUUGAGGCUCCAGGACAAAGCCCACCACUAGGCACAAACAUCACCAGCUUGCAUGAUUAUGGAGAUGGUCUGUCUGAUGUUGAAAAUGUCCCUAGUUUUUUGACAACGGCUAAACAACCAUGGGGUCAAGUGGACUUGGGAAAGCGGCAACAUUAGAUGAACUGCUGAGCACUUGCAUUGAGAUGUUUGAUGACAAUGGAGAGCUGAAUAAUAGUUAUCUGCCAAGAAUAGUUCUACUGAUGCACCGAUGGUAUUUAUCUUCCACUGAACUGGCGGAAAAACUUCUCUGCAUGUAUCGAAAUGCCAGUGGAGAAAGCUGUGAUGAAUUUCGAUUAAAGAUCUGCUACUUCAUAAGGUACUGGAUUCUGAAGUUUCCUGCAGAGUUUAAUUUGGACCUCGGUUUGAUCCGUAUAACUGAGGAGUUCCGGGAAGUAGCUAGUCAACUGGGAUAUGAGAAACACGUCAGCCUCAUUGACAUAUCCAGCAUUCCUUCCUAUGAUUGGAUGAGAAGAGUCACACAGAGGAAAAAAGUAUCCAAGAAGGGAAAAGCCUGUCUGCUGUUUGACCAUCUGGAGCCCAUUGAAUUGGCUGAGCACCUCACUUUUCUGGAGCAUAAAUCUUUUAGAAGGAUCUCAUUCACCGAUUACCAAAGUUAUGUCAUCCAUGGCUGCCUGGAGAACAAUCCAACCUUGGAGCGGUCUAUUGCUUUAUUUAAUGGAAUCUCUAAGUGGGUCCAGUUGAUGGUUCUCAGCAAACCAACCCCUCAGCAAAGAGCACAAGUCAUCACAAAGUUUAUCAAUGUUGCCAAGAAGCUCCUUCAGCUCAAAAAUUUUAACACCCUGAUGGCAGUGGUGGGAGGCCUUAGUCAUAGUUCCAUUUCCCGGCUCAAAGAGACCCAUUCUCAUCUUUCUUCAGAAGUUUCAAAGAACUGGAAUGAAAUGAUGGAGCUGGUCUCCUCCAACGGCAAUUACUGUAAUUACCGCAAGGCCUUUGCCGACUGCGAUGGCUUCAAAAUCCCAAUCCUUGGCGUCCACUUGAAAGAUUUGAUAGCAGUCCAUGUCAUUUUCCCAGACUGGACGGAGGAGAACAAAGUGAACAUUGUGAAAAUGCACCAGCUCUCUGUUACCCUGAGUGAACUGGUCUCCCUGCAGAACGCCUCUCACCACUUGGAACCCAACCUGGAUUUGAUCAACUUGCUCACGCUUUCUCUGGACCUCUAUCACACAGAAGAUGACAUUUACAAACUCUCACUGGUGCUGGAGCCUAGAAAUUCUAAAUCGCAGCCUACCUCCCCUACAACGCCCACCAAGCCCGUGGUGCCCCUGGAGUGGGCAUCAGGGGUGAUGCCAAAGCCAGACCCUACGGUCAUCAACAAGCACAUACGGAAAUUAGUGGAGUCUGUGUUUAGAAACUAUGACCAUGACCAUGAUGGGUACAUCUCUCAAGAGGACUUUGAAAGUAUAGCUGCCAAUUUUCCCUUUUUGGAUUCCUUUUGUGUGCUGGACAAAGAUCAGGAUGGCCUAAUUAGUAAAGAUGAAAUGAUGGCUUACUUCCUGAGAGCUAAGUCCCAACUACACUGUAAAAUGGGACCAGGAUUUGUCCAUAACUUUCAGGAGAUGACCUAUCUCAAGCCAACCUUCUGUGAACACUGUGCAGGAUUUCUCUGGGGCAUAAUCAAGCAAGGAUACAAAUGCAAAGACUGUGGAGUCAAUUGUCACAAACAGUGCAAAGACCUUCUGGUUUUGGCCUGCAGGAGAUUUGCCCGGGCACCCUCCUUGAGCAGUAAUCAUGGAUCGUUGCCUGGAAGUCCAUCGCUGCCCCCAGUGCAGGAUGAGGUAUUCGAGUUCCCUGGCGUUGCUGCUGGACACCGAGACCUGGACAGCAGAGCCAUCACACUGGUCACAGGCUCCUCUCGCAAGAUCUCCGUGCGGCUGCAAAGGACCACCACCAGCCAGGCCACCCAGACCGAACCUGUGUGGUCAGAAGCUGGCUGGGGGGACUCAGGGUCCCACACUUUCCCCAAAAUGAAGUCCAAGUUCCACAACAAAGCAGCAAAGGACAAAGGCUUUGCCAAGUGGGAGAAUGAGAAGCCCAGGGUGCAGGCUGGCGUGGAUGUUGUUGACCGUGGCACCACGUUCGAACCAGACCAGGAUGAAGAAGACAUGGGUGAGACCAGACAGGAUGGUGAGUUCCUUCCUCAUUGAAGACAAUAAGGAUGCCACACAUUAUCUUCAGUCAUAUGAAGUUUACUGAUGGCUGACUUCAGGCUGAGAAUACUGAAGGCAAUUGCGCUGGCAUUUGGAAGAAGCAAGAUGAGAAACUCUGAAGAACACUCCAGCUCUCAGGAAAUUAUACGAAAAGAUAUCUGGAUAUUUACCGCCCUUGUGACACUGUGGGAUCUCCCUGAUAAAACUGUGGGACAGAGGAUUUACCCCAUGAACUAUUUAUUUCUCCUCCCUUGCCCCUCGUUAGGUGCCACAAAGACUGUGUUAUGUAGUUGGUAGUUUUCUCUCUUAUCUUCCUCUAGACCCAUUUAUAUAUGGGUGAAGUGAAAGCUUUUGUGCAUGUAGUUGAUACUCAUUCUCUAAACUCAAAUUUUGCUUUUUGUGUGUGAGAAUGUUAUUUCAGUAUUUUUAUAAACCUUUGAGUGGGGUUUUAACAAGGAGUUAAUUCAGAGAUCUUUUUGUGUGCUUUUUGGAUGGGACCAGGAUGUACCAUUUUCUUGAGGGACAAGGAAGCUCUUCCUGUCUUGGAAAGCAGGGGUUCUUCUAAUGAUGAUUUGUUGCAAGGAGAAGCUGUUUACAUUGUUCUUACCAUACAAUUGCUGUUAUGAUGUGUAACAAGUCACAGUUUUAUAAUCAUAUAAGUCUUACCAAUUCUGUAUCACUAGGUAGCUAUGACACAGCCAUGAAAACUCUUCUAAUAUUUAUAAUUGUCAUGGGGAAAAUUAACUAUACUUGUCCUAUCUGACUAGGUUUAGCCGUCUUUCUUAAAUCUUCUAUGUAGAAGUCUGAAUAGCAAUUAAAAAUCAAUUCAAGUUUUGGGGAAUAAAAUUUAGGAGAAAUACAAACUCAGACCACUUACUGAAAUGCUAAACAACCAGCAGUUUUCUUUGUGGGGGUUCAACAACAACAACCAGCAAUUUUUAAAAACUCAAAAUAGUUUUAAGAAUUUUGUUUGCUAAAAAAAGAAAUUUUGGUUGUGAAAGAUAACUCUUACGCUCUUCCUAAGAAAUCUUUCCGUCCGUGAUUAAAGAGUAAUUGUAGAGAGCAAAUCAUCACAAACCACUUUUGUGUUACAUUUCAUUUAAAAAGUGUCAAUAUUUUAAAUAUCUGCCAUAACUAGACAUGGGCCUGUUUCUUACAAGAUGAGAAAAGAAAGAACUUGGCUCAAAAUGUUCAAAAUAGAGACGGGAUUGAGCCUAUGGGUGAGGGGAAUGACCUGCUACCAAAUGACCAGACAGAAACUGGUCCCCAGAGAUGCACUGGUCUGCCUUUGGGAGCUUAAGAGUGAUUUUGUUUUUAUUUGGGGCAAUCACAUCAAUAAAGAAAUGCCUUUCUUCUCAUUUUCCAUUAGGUAAUUGAAGACAGUUCUGCUCAACAAACACUUGCUGAGCACCUGUGCUGGGCAGGCAGGUCCUGUGCUAGAUGCACAAAGAGGAGGAACACUUGGUCUUCUGCUCUCAGGAGCAGAGAGCCUGUGGGCAGUAAGCAAGAUGCUUCCUUAAAACACAGUUCCAAAUUUGCUAGAACUGACUUAAUUGUGCCAAACAGAUUUAGAGAUCAGUUUGCAGACAUAUUGCAAAUUAAAUGAAGUUAUUAGUUGAGGGAGUUGGGAUGAAACUAGAUAAUAAGAGAACUUACUUACCAUUGGCAAGCCCCUCAGAAGGCAAACAGCCAUCCCAGUAUUGGUUAUAUGUAUAUACACUCUCUGUUCCUACUCAUAAAUGCAAUGAGAUAUAUGUUAACAAAAUUAAAAACAGAAAAUGGCAAUGUAAGUACAAGAAA